Molecule: messenger RNA, 636 nt
Organism: Ogataea parapolymorpha DL-1
Lineage: Eukaryota; Fungi; Ascomycota; Pichiomycetes; Pichiales; Pichiaceae
Exons: 1
Coding region: 1-636 (211 amino acids)
Source: RefSeq, a predicted model, not a curated record
AUGACUGAAAAGCUUUGGGUGGACAUCGAAAAAGGCGGAGGUUGGAUUCCGCAACGCAAAUUGUGUACUUUGAACCGGAUUCUUUUGUACAUUCUCAUCUGUCUGUGUAUUCUGACUGCUGUUGUGACAGUCAGGAGGUCUUCAGUCCACUCUCAUUAUCUCAUGGUGUCUGAUCCUCACGCAAACCAAGAACCUUUCAUUAUUGAUAGCCGCUUACACAAAGCCCGCAACUCCCAAAGGGUGCCCUAUGAUACGGAAUACAAUGUUGUGGUCAACGCUGCCGACGCAAAAUUAAAGAAACCGGAAAGGUCGCCAGCCGUGCCUGUCAAGCGAAACCCAGUUGUUCUACAUAAAGAAGUGGAGGCAAUUACGCUUGUGUCCAAACUGGUUUUGGUGGUCGAUUCACUGAACCGCAAAUACGAAAGCCUCGCUCGAAACUUAUGGGGUGAGCCCUUACUAAUGAACCUAAGCAAGCAUCCUUACAACGAUGCGCUCAAGGACUAUAUGGUAGACUACUUCAAGGUCGAGAAGCUGCCCAUUCUGCUUGUGAAUGGAAAACCAAUGGUGAGUGGAGAUGACUUAAAUGAUGCAAGAUUUGCUCGCAUCAACAGGCUCAUCAAGGAGAAUCUGCAUUAA